AGCCAUGCUAUACCUCUUAGUUUUGUAGAUGAUAGAGAGAAAUGGAAGGUGGGAUGAAGGGGAAAGUUUGUGUAACAGGAGGCACUGGAUUUAUAGGAUCGUGGCUCGUCAAGCGACUUCUCGAAGAUGGUUACUCCGUCUCAACCACCGUAAGAUCAGACCCAGAGAAGAAAAGAGAUUAUAGCUUCUUAACAAAUCUACCAGGAGCAUCGAAGAAUCUACAAAUAUAUAAUGCUGAUCUGAAUGAUCCAGAUAGUUUUGGAGAUGCCAUAGAAGGGUGUAUUGGAGUUUUUCAUGUUGCUACUCCAGUGGAUUUUGAGGAUAAAGAAGAUGCGGAAGUGGUGAUAAGAAGAACAGUGGAUGGAGCUUUGGGGAUAUUGAAAGCCUGUUUAAAUUCAAGAACAGUAAGAAGAGUUGUGUACACUUCAAGUGCAUCAGCCAUACAAUUUUGUAAUGACAGCAACAAAAUGGAGUAUUUGGACGAAAGUAAUUGGGCUGAAAUUGAUUACAUAAAUAAAGUUCUACCAAAGGGAAGAUCACCAUACCCAAUUUCCAAGAAAUUAACAGAACAAGCAAUUCUUGAAUUUUCAAAACAACAUGGGUUGGAAGUUGUGUCUGUUAUUCCAACUUUUGUUGUUGGUCCCUUCAUUUGUCCUAAGCUUCCUGGCUCUGUUCGCACAACAUUGGCUUUGGUUUUAGGCAAUGAAGAUGAAUAUGGAAUGAUUUUAAGAAUAAACAUGGUGCACGUAGAUGACGUGGCAAGGGCACAUAUUUUUCUAUUUGAAAAUCCAAAGGCAAAUGGGAGAUAUGUUUGUUCUUCCCACAUAAUCACAAUUGAAGAUUUGGCUAAAUUUCUCUCUGCCAAAUACCCAGAAUUUCAAUUACCAUCUCUAGAGGUUUUGAAAGAUGUCAAAUGCUACAUUGAUUUUGCUGAUGUGUCGUCAAAGAAACUUUUGGAUGCUGGUUUUCAAUACAAUUGUGGGAUUGAUGAAAUGUUUGAUGAAGCUAUUCAAUGUUGCAAAGAGAAGGGUUAUCUCUAAGUUUCAUAUAAUUAAUACUUUAUAAUAUAUGAUUUAUGAAAUGAAUGUAAAUUGUAUCAGUAGAGCUCUUCUAUGGAAUGUUAUAAUUUGAAAAGAAAAUGCAUGUGAAAGUAUGUCAUUAUUUUCUUUUUUUA
Messenger RNA from Cucumis melo (muskmelon), 1174 nucleotides. Its product is annotated as vestitone reductase-like. Gene Ontology annotation, molecular function: oxidoreductase activity, acting on the CH-OH group of donors, NAD or NADP as acceptor. NCBI's taxonomy places the organism in Eukaryota, Viridiplantae, Streptophyta, Magnoliopsida, Cucurbitales, Cucurbitaceae. The record is from RefSeq and is a predicted model, not a curated record.